AUGGCAUUUAUUAAAGAGGAGAGUAAAGACAUGAAGAUUGAAGAAACAUUCACUGUGAAACAAGAAGAUACUGAGGAAAAAAAAAAGAUGUUGUUUAUUAAAGAGGAGAGUGAAAACCUGAGGAUUGAAGAAGCAUUCAGAGUGAAAAAACAAGAUACUGAGGAACAAACAGACAUGAUGACACUGAAAGAGGAGAGUCAAGAACUGCAUGAACUAGAAGAAAAAGAUCAAUAUGAGAAAUAUGUCACAAUUAGAGAAAAAUCCAUACAAACUGAAACACGAAAAAGAGCACCAAAGAGAGAAUUUAACAGUUCCUUCACCUGUUCUCAGUGUGGAAAGUGUUUCAAUCAAAAGCAUAACCUUGAAAUCCACAUGAGAAUUCACACUGGAGAGAAACCUUUCACCUGUGAGCAGUGUGGAAAAAGUUUCAUUCACAAAGGAAACCUUAAUUCCCACAUGCUAAGUCACACUGGAGAAAAGCCUUUCACAUGUGAUCAGUGUGGAAAGUGUUUCAAACGUAAAGUAACCCUUAAAAACCACAUAAGGAUUCACUCAGGAGAGAACCGUUUUACAUGUAAUCAGUGUGGAAAGAGUUUCAGUACUAAAGAUAGCCUCAAGAGGCACAUAACGCUUCAUACUGAAAGUAAGCCUUACACAUGCAAAGAGUGCGGCAAAAAUUUCAUAUAUAAAGCAUACCUUGAUUCGCACAUGAGAAGUCACACUGGAGAAAGCCCUUUUACCUGCAAACAGUGUGGGAGGAGCUUUUCACAUAAAGGAAGCCUUCAGACUCACAUGAGGAUUCACACUGGAGAGAAGCCGUUCACAUGUGAUCAGUGUGGAAACAGUUUUAGACAUAAAUCAACCCUUGAUUCACACAUGAGAAGUCACACUGGAGAGAGUCCUUACACCUGCAAACUAGAAGAGACAUUCAUGUGCCAGCAAUGUGGAAAGAGUUUCAGAUUUAAAGGAAAUCUUAAAACUCACAUGAGAGUUCACACUGGAGAGAAGCCUUUCACUUGCUCUCACUGUGGAAAGAGUUUCAAUCAGAAAGUAACCCUUGAGGUUCACAUGAGACUUCACACUGGAGAGAAACCUUUUACAUGUGUUCAGUGUGAGAAGAGUUUCACAUAUCGAAGAGACCUGAAACAGAUUUAA
Messenger RNA from Ctenopharyngodon idella (grass carp), 1155 nucleotides. Its product is annotated as gastrula zinc finger protein XlCGF8.2DB-like. The transcript has 4 exons. Lineage: Eukaryota; Metazoa; Chordata; Actinopteri; Cypriniformes; Xenocyprididae. Gene Ontology annotation, cellular component: nucleus. Gene Ontology annotation, molecular function: RNA polymerase II cis-regulatory region sequence-specific DNA binding; DNA-binding transcription activator activity, RNA polymerase II-specific. The record is from RefSeq and is a predicted model, not a curated record. Gene Ontology annotation, biological process: regulation of transcription by RNA polymerase II. The coding region runs from base 1 to 1155 and encodes 384 amino acids.